AUGAGUCCCGAAGCGAAUCCCAGCGAGAUCGAAAUGUCGUCUGCCACGCGGGCCAUGCUAGGCAAAGUCCGCAAACUCGUCCCUCCUAUGCUAGAGAAAUUCCAUAAGGGACAGUUGGGACGAGUUGCCGUCAUCGGUGGCAGCGCCGACUAUACGGGGGCGCCCUACUUCUCCGCGAUGGCCUCUGCACGCUUGGGCUGCGAUCUAUCCUACGUCUUCUGCGAACCCUCCGCUGCCCAGACCAUCAAAUCGUAUUCGCCAAAUCUGAUGGUAUCCCCGAUUCUAAGAUCUACGGCUUCGGUAUCUCAAGCGCAGAGAGACAAGGACCCCUCUGGUGAAGAGCUGGCGAAACCAAUAUUGGACAUGCUUCCUCGAUUGCAUGUGCUCGUCAUCGGGCCUGGCCUGGGCAGGGAUAUCAUCACCCAGAAGCAAGUCAAGGCGGUCAUUGCGGCCGCAACGAAACACAGCCCUCCUGUGCCCAUGGUCUUGGAUGCCGAUGCUCUUUGGCUGAUUCAAACGGACCCGGAUCUGAUAAAAGGCCACAAGGAAUGCAUCCUGACUCCUAACGUGGUCGAGUUCGGCCGCCUCGCAAAAUCCGUGGGGUAUGAUCCAGCCAAAGGCGAUCCGGAGAAGGCAUGCCAGGAGCUUUCCAAGAUCCUGGGCGGCGUGUGCAUCGUCCAGAAAGGGGCCGUCGACUACAUUUCCCAGGGCAUUGCCACCACAAUCUGCGAUCUCCAAGGGGGACUGAAACGGUCCGGUGGUCAGGGUGAUACAUUGACAGGGUCCUUGGGCACAUUCCUGGCCUGGCGACAGAUCUAUCAUGAAGGCCUGUGGGACGUUGGCGAAGAGAAAAUGAGUAGAGAAGAGACGCUACUGGUUGCCGCAUUUGGCGGAAGCGCAAUCACACGAGAAUGCUCGCGACGUGCCUUUGAAAGACGGCAGCGGAGCUUGCAGGCAAGUGAUCUUACAGAGGAAGUGCACAGCUCCUUUCUUGCACUUAUUGGCGAGCCAGAUCAGGCUCCCAAGCAAAGCCUCUGA
This is a messenger RNA of Capronia epimyces CBS 606.96, 1038 nucleotides long. RefSeq lists its product as uncharacterized. The record is from RefSeq and is a predicted model, not a curated record. The coding region runs from base 1 to 1038 and encodes 345 amino acids. The transcript has a single exon. NCBI's taxonomy places the organism in Eukaryota, Fungi, Ascomycota, Eurotiomycetes, Chaetothyriales, Herpotrichiellaceae. Gene Ontology annotation, biological process: metabolite repair. Gene Ontology annotation, molecular function: ATP-dependent NAD(P)H-hydrate dehydratase activity.